GGUUGCGGAAGUCACACUGUUGAUUCAACUCUGUUAAGCUCUCAUUGCUGUGCUGGGCCACCACAAGUGUCGCAAAACGCCAGCCGCCAAGAAAUCUGUUGCUUCGUCUAGUUUCUUUCUUCACACCACCUUGACGUUCACUGCCGCAGGUAUCAUAGAUAUUCACCAAUCCUUGCCAUCGAUUGCACAUAGAUUCUCAUUGUAUAGUCGCAUAGAACUCAAAUUCGCACAAACUAUUUGUUCUCCUUUCCGCACUCGCUUUUCUGUUUUUCUGGACAUACUUAACAGAACAGCAUCCUUAAAUUCUCAAACGACGGUUACGCCUCUCUUGUCCAAACGUAGUCAACUGCGCAAAGACUGCUUUCAUCGUCUCUCAUUUACUUAUCCCUUCACGGUUUCAUCUUUCGUUUCGAGUUUUUUUUUUUUUCACGCGGCUGCUUCCGUUGUUUUGACGCCGAGCAUGUUGGUCGUUGCUCACGUAUUUUAUUUGCUAACGGUUUAGUCUUGGCUUUCCUCGUUUACACCUCUUCCUCCCUUCCUUCUUUUGUUUUCUGUUUGAGGUAAAUCCUUUGAAGCCUUUUCUAUUUGAUUUCUCUCAUCCUUCGUUUUCACUGGUCCCAUCCUUUGUUGCCCACUGCAGCUGUGCGGGAAGAAACGAACGACGAUGGAUCGCCGUGAGGAUGAUGGCCCAUUCACGCGUCGGCGAACGUUUACGAUUGGACCUGCUCCUCAGCGCACAACAACGUGCUCCGCGGCACGUGAGUAUCCCUCAGAAGGUCAUGGUGCCCUACCUUUGCACAAGGGCUUUGCACGUACGGUCAGCGCACCAGCCUUCACGCGACGUGCAGUGGAGCCUUGUGCACCGUCUGCGCGUCAGAAUAGUUUUUCUUCACAAGUCAGAAAUACUGCCUUGGAAGUUCACCUUCCUCUCUCACCUCUACGUCCCAAUCGCACGUCGCGCACGUCUCCCGAGAGACCUCUUGUGCGUCGCCCCGUCUCGUCCGCUGUGACCAUGCGGGGUGGACGCCUCCCUCCCCCCGCAGGUGCUACGCAUUCUGUUUCUCCUGAUCCACGCGAACCGUGCGAUGCCCCGUCGUUGAUGAGCUUCCCAAAUGUCAGUCCUAUUCCUUCACUUUCUUGGAGCGGCAGCGCCGCAGCUGCAAAGGACUUGUCACUUCGCCCGCAAGCCGCUGUGCCGGUGGUGCCGUCUAUCGCGUCCUCUAUUCACAGUGGCGGUCUCGGUGCGUGGAAUGACGCCUCCAUCAGUCCGCGCUGGUACCCCGCCUGGGCGUCGCCGUGGCAUCACUGCCACCAGGAAACGGCCGUGGCGGCUUCCGUCGCUCCUCCUGUUCUCCCACCGUCGGAGCCAUCGGGCAGCUCUCCGCACUCCGUGCCAUCCUCUUUACCGUCGCCAGAAGAGAAGAGGCGUCGUCGCGCCACGAGCGAGAGGCGGGGUACUGUAGCUUCGACCUCGACGCCGUGCCAAACCCCUGCAACUCGUCGCGGGGCGGCAGACAACACAUCUUCAAACGGCCCUGACACGCUUGCGCGGACGAUGCCGCCCGCUGAAAGGAAAGCGCUGCCGAGCACGGCGGGCGACGUGGCGGAUAAGAAGUGUUCUUCUUCAUGGGUGUAUAUUCGAGUUGAGGGCUGCUCAGGGCUUCCAAGGGCACCGUUUGGUGUCGAAUGGAAAGAUGGGGAGAAACUGAGCGAGCCAAGCAAAGCGAGUGGAAACGAGGUGUACGUGUACAUGCGCUCCAACCACAGUCCAAAGCGCUACAAGUCCGCCUCCGUCUCGUACGCGACGACGGCCCUGUUCCCGCAGAGCUCAAACAGUUUUGUUCUACCUCUACGGGUGGUGCAUCCAAGCGGCACGGGUCACACGGAAGAGGACACCCUGACGUUCACUGUUGCAGUCAAGCUUUCCACGGGAAGGCAGGUGAAACUGGGCGUUGGGCAGCUAGCUCUCUGCAAUUUGCUCUACGGCGCGCCAACCAGCGUGCCGAUGCUGAUUGUGGCCAAGGCAGGCACCGCACGUGCACGGGAGCGGGGAGUACUGCAGCUUGUGGUCGAGGCAGCAGCGCCGAGUCGUGGGGUGUCACCCAACGCACGCUUCCUGUCGGAUGAGGCGGUGGUGCGGGAUCGCAUCUUGACUGUGAUGCGGCGGGAAUGCAGGGAAAAGCUGCAUCAGGUGGAGGUGUACGUGCGCUGCCACUGCACUGACUCCGCGGCGGAGCUGCAGCGCUUGUUGCGUAGUCUGGCGGCGGACCCCGUGCACGCAAACACACGCGUGCAACCGCCCAAUAAUGUAAAAGAGAAGUCUGAGAAUGAGGAGAAAGUGCAAUCAGGGAAACGGAAGACGCGCCUAUCAACGACGCGGUCGUCGUCGUCUUCAUCACACAUCGGCGACGAUGGUAGCAGCUCGUUGCCUGCCAAACCCCGCGAGCGAGCGGAGCGGCGUGCGCCGCAGCGAAGUUUCUCGUACACAGCCACUACAAGCGCACCAAACGAAAAGCGAAGAACGACAGCGGCUGCACUGUUGCGGGUUGCAGGGAGUCCUGUGGAACCGCACUAUCCAGCAAAACAAGAGGCAGCUAUGAUGAAACGCCCAUGUCCUGUCUUGCCUCCUUCCACGGGCUCAGAGGUGCAUAUGGUGGACGCUAUUUAUCAGCGGUCGCGUUCCGCGCCGUUCUCUUCGAUAGUAACACGAGCGUCACCUGCGCAUCCAGCAAUGAGGAAACACGUGCGUGUCCUGGUGCAGCGCGUGUACGGCUUGCGCGAUGAGGAUGGCCUACCGCUUUUCGAAUGCGGCAGUUGCUUCGUUCACGUUUCUGUGCUAGGAAGCACCACGUCUGGUCCCUCAAACGUCUGCGUUACAGGGCAGCAACCAACGACGGAAUGGACGACGGACAGUGCCGUAUAUGAAGGUGACGAAGCGUUGUUCCCUGCAAAUCAUGCGUUGCUCCGGGUAUCGUCAGCAUUGCCGUGCUCCGUGCUGUGCUGCUCCGUCUACCACGGCACCACAGAAGUCCACCAAAAGAUUGGGUCCUGUGAGGUCUCCUUGAAGCAUCCGUCUAGUUUCUCAUCUGUGGAGGAGAAGGACUGUGUGCUGGUCCGACAUGCCGGCAGCCCACAAGCGCACAUGUGCGGACACCUUCGCCUUUCUGUGACAGCGGCACAUUGGGAAGCCGACCUAUCACUGCGGAACAACCAUAUCGAUGACAAGAUUAUGCGCGCUGAUACACUGCAGAAGCGAACGCUGUCGUAUUUGUGGCACCACUGCCGUGCCGAGCUCCACCGCCUCGACAGCGUACUCGCAGACGCAUCAGCAGUCGGGUUUGACGCCGCCGUCGCCAAGUAUGUACCACUCCCACUCACCGAACGUAAAGGCCCAUCGGUGGAUUUUACGCCACGCAACUCUGUCCGUGUUGUGCUUCGCGCUGUCACGCUGAUGGACCGCUCUGUCGCCAGCAACGACGGUUUCGCAUCGUUCAACUCGGCGCUAGCAACGCCGAACGUCACUCGUGUGUUUUUCGGGUGGAGUUGUGGCUGCUACGGAGGGCGGUCGAGGACGCGGCCUCUCGAUGCCUCCGCCGGCACCCUGCGUUUCAGUGAAUCGCUUCCUGUCAUGGACGACGUGGAUCCGUGGCGUGACGAGCUGUGCUUUGUGUUAUACGGCACCCGGUGCAACGGGGAGGAUGACGUGUGCGAGUUGUGUCGCGUGCACGUGUCACUACGCAGCUUCUGCGUUUGUCAACGUGGCAGUGGUGGGGAGAAGGUGCAGCUGCCGCUUGUCUGGCACGCUCGUGAGCGCGGCGCCUUCGAGCGCGGCCAUUUGAGGGUCGAUGUCGUAGUAACGGAGUCUUCACCGUGCACCCAUUCAAUUGCGGACGCCUCCUCUUCGUCGUGUGUGUUUCGCCGAAGCCAGUGGGCUGGCUUUCGCGCAGACUGGCCACCGCGGGAAGCUGUGAGGCUGCUGUUGCGCUGCUACGCCACCGACCAACUCCACCGCCUCCUUCCCCUUCUCGCCGACGCGGAAGGAAGGGAGGAGGUGCUAUUGACACGUCUCCAAUCAACUUACGGUCCCGCACGUGCGCCGGUGCAGCUCCGAGUGUGCCUCUGCGGCUUCCGCUGUCUUCACACAAAAUACCGAACGUGCCACCUGAAGCUGUAUCGCGGUAAAGACUGUCUGCUGCGCACGCCGACCAUCGUGUGCGGGGCCACGGCGGCGAGUGGCCACAAUCCAAUAUGGCAUGCUUGCAGAGAUGGGAACAGGAAUGACGUGGUGCCGCUGCUAGACGAGGAUAAGUACCUCGUGCACUUCUCCACCACGACGCCUCACCAAGACACCCUCCUUCUCCACAUGAGUGUGGAGCACCUGCUGCGGAAGAGCGAUGUCGUUGCGUACGCCGAGGUGGCCGUUGGCGCUUUUGUCAGCCUGGAGAGUCGAUUGGAGGAGUCCAUGCAGAAGCUUCCCGGUGCAACGGCGGCUUUGCGCGCUCCUUUGUGGGUGCCGCUAUGCAGUGAGGAAAACGAAGCCGUUGCAGAGGUGGCGCUGCGGGUGGAGUGGGUGCAUACGGCACCGCUGACUCCUGUUCGCCGUGUCACGACACAAAAGAAGAGCGCCGUGACGGCCGUCCUGCGCACCAGCAGCGGGGGUGGUGGUGCGGGCAACGAGGUCGUCCCCCUCGUUGACGCCCCCACCUCUCGAGAUUUGUGGUCACUGCUGCGUUCCUACCUCCCAGAGGAACUGUGUCGGUGGUCGUGGCACCUGUCGCGGUGGGCGGACGCGACGACAGCGCAUCGAAAACUGCGGCGUGAGCUCCUCUCGCCGCGGGCGGUCUCGACGGUUUACGUCGAUCUCGCCGGCAUUUCACUGCGCACCUCCGCGGCAAGUCGGUUACGCCUGGGGACAUUAACGCGGGGCGAGCUGGCGGUGUCGGCGUUCUGUCUUGGCUGUGCCUCCCCCUGUCCAGCGCACUGUCGCGUUCUGCACAGCGACGCCGCCCGCGCCACCGUGCAGGCCGCUGCCGUGCUACACGCCAUCGACCGCGGAGCUGAUUCCGUCUUGGCUGCUUUACCGACGCUACGCCUGGACGUGCGACUUCCGACUUCCCACAGCGACGGUGAGGAUUUCUGCCUUGUCUUUUCUACUGCCCUUCGCAACCCUAUCCUGUCAGCAGAGCGGACGCGGGCUUUCUCUGCGCCAAAGUGGGGCCGUCGCGGGAACUCCGCGCCACAUUUUCGUCCGCCCCGCGCACGCAGUGCUGUCGCGUCGGUGCACACCGCCUACGGUGGAGGCACUGUCCGUCAGCAGCGUGGCACUUCAGUCGUCCCGUUUCGCCAAGCACCGUCACCGGUCGAAAGGAAGGAGGCUGGACGCGCGUACCUCUCUCUUCGCGCGCUGCUGACGACCCCCGAGUUGUACCGUGAAGGAGAGGUGGUGACGAUCCCAGUGGUGGCGCUGCACGGCGGUGGCGGAACAGCUGCGCGCAAACGCAGCACAUCCACAGCAGUGCUGGGUGACGUGUACGUGCGUGUGCGUACGCCGACCCACGAAUCGACGCCGGACUGGCUGAGGUACACCGAAGAUGAAGUUCGAUGCAUUUGCCAGAAUGGCGGUCGGUCACGAAAAGAGUUGCGUUCGAUGCUGCAUCAGCAACAGUUGCACGUGGAGUUUGCCGCGGAUGCGCGAGCGGAAGAUGUGGCGGAAGUGCAUGCUGCUUUUUUUCGCAAGAGGGCAGCUCCACCAGCCGAAUUGAUGACCAAAAAUUGCUCAAGUCUAUCGCACGAAGUGCCUGCGCCAUUGCCACCGACAUCGGUGGCGACGCCAAAGUUGGCGCGUCCGCCGUUUGUACCUCAUCAAGCCCUGACGUGUCCACCCGCUACAACUUCCGCGAGAAAGUGCAACGAGUUGUUCACGAUACAUGAGGUUUUCCCUCGCGUCAGCGAGCAGACUUCCGAGCUGGACGACCUCACAACACCGCAGCGCCACAAGUCGGACAGCUCUCUGCAUGCGUGGACAUUGGAGAAUGGCGGCAUCACCGUCGAGCAAAGCAGCGGAAGCAGCCGCCCAACACCCUCACUGAGGAUGGUGUCGGCGCACGAGAUCCACCCGAGCACGAAGCGCGCGCUCAUCUUCUAA
Messenger RNA from Leptomonas pyrrhocoris, 6145 nucleotides. RefSeq lists its product as hypothetical. Bases 665 to 6145 code for a protein of 1826 amino acids. The transcript has a single exon. Lineage: Eukaryota; Euglenozoa; Kinetoplastea; Trypanosomatida; Trypanosomatidae. The record is from RefSeq and is a predicted model, not a curated record.